CUGCAUGAGGUCAUGGAAUGUUGAAGAUGAAAUGAAAGGUGGCUCCUAAGUCAUAAAGUUGCAGGCGGGUGGGCAUCCUUUCCACAGGGCUCUCAGGAACAAAGCUGAUGAGCAGGGGGAGUUGCUACCUCUCCCAGACAGAGAUGGGAUCACACCCAUGCAUGUCCACAUCCUCCCAAAGCCUGCUCUCCCUGCUCUCCCCGAUGCUUGCUGGGUUGGAAGGGUAACUGUAGCCCGCCCCCCACAGGGUUUGCCUAUGCAAAGGCAGGAGGCCCAGUUUGACACAGAGGUGAAUGGACAGGUGCACUUCUUAGUGAAGCAACGGAGAGGUGGCCAGAAGCUGGCAGCAGCCCUCAAGAGAGUCUUAGCAGCAUGGACCAUGAUGAGGAGCCUCUCGAGUCCAAUUCAAAAGAUGAGGACGACACGGAGUUAACACCCAAGGGCAGCGAUGACACACUCUACUGUGAGGCCGAAGCCAUCGGGACUGUGGAGAAAGAGAAACCCCCCAAGGAGGAUUCGGAAACAGACUUGGAGAUCGAAGACACCGAGAAGUUCUUUACAAUUGGACCAAAGGAGCUGUACCUGGAGGCCUGCAAACUGGUGGGUGUAGUGCCUGUCUCCUACUUCAUCCGGAACAUGGAGGAGCCCCACAUGAACCUCAACUACCAUGGGCUGGGCCCCAGGGGCACCAAGGCUAUCGCUAUAGCCAUGGUGUCUAACACAACCAUCACCAAACUGGAGCUGGAAGACAACUGCAUCAUGGACACGGGCGUGACCUGCCUGGUGCAGAUGCUGCAGGAGAACUACUACCUCCAGGAGCUGAAUGUUUCGAAAAAUGAAAUUGGUUUGGAGGGGGCCAAAGUCAUCUCCGAGUUCCUCCAGAGGAACACAUCUUCGCUCUGGAACCUUGGGCUGUCAGACAUCAAUGUAGGGAUCCAGGUGCUGAAUCUGAGCUGGAAUCACUUCCACACCCAGGGAGCAGUGGCCUUGUGCAACGGUCUCCGGGGUAAUGUGACCCUGAUGAAACUGGAUGUCUCCAUGAAUGGCUUUGGGAACGAAGGGGCUCUGGCCCUGGGGGAGGUCCUCAGACUCAACAACCACCUGACCCACCUGGAUGUCAGUGGCAAUGACAUCGGCAACGAAGGGGUCUCCAGGCUCAGCAGGGGGCUGGAAUCCAACGAGGGCCUCCAAGUCCUGAAGCUUCUCCUGAACCCUAUGAACAUGGAGGGGGCUGUUUUGCUUGUCCAAGCCAUCAAAAGGAACCCCAAAUCCAAGAUGGAAGAGCUUGACAUUUCUAAUGUGCUGGUGACCGAGCAAUUCGUGAGGAUGUUGGAUGGGGUCUGUGCCGUCCACCCCCAGCUGGACGUGAUCCACAAGUCAGUCCAGGGUUUCUCUGCCAAGAAGAGCACCUUCCUGAUGGCAAACCCCAUGAAACUGAUCCAGAGCUACGCAGACCAGAACAAAAUCCCAGUCGUGGACUUCUUCCAGAGACUGAACCCUGCUGGGACAGUAAAGAUGCCCGUGGGCGAGUUCCGGAAGGUGAUGGUGCAGCAAAACAAGGUCCCCCUAAACCGGUACCAAGUCAGGGAGCUGAUCAGGAGACUGGAAGAGGAAGCAGGCAUGGUGAACUUCAGGUGAGGCCAGGUGGCCCUCCCAGGGCUCUCCUUGGGGCCCUGGCUGGGUGGGCACUCAUCGUCUGCCUAGUUCUAGAGCCCACCCCCUGCAGCAACUGGCUGCCCUUCCCCCGCAUUCCCAGCC
This is a messenger RNA of Marmota monax (woodchuck), 1758 nucleotides long. RefSeq names its product leucine rich repeat containing 74A (gene Lrrc74a). The coding region runs from base 373 to 1638 and encodes 421 amino acids. The record is from RefSeq and is a predicted model, not a curated record. The transcript has 11 exons. NCBI's taxonomy places the organism in Eukaryota, Metazoa, Chordata, Mammalia, Rodentia, Sciuridae. Gene Ontology annotation, molecular function: protein binding.